AGGCUCAAUGGCUGUCAUCUGUCAGAGGAAUGCUGUGAAGCUCUGGCCUCAGUUCUCAGCUCCAACUCCUCUAGUCUGAAAAAGCUGGACCUGAGUACCAAUGAUCUGCAGGAUUCAGGAGUGAAGCUGCUCUCUGCUGGACUGGGGAGUCCACACUGUACACUGGAAACUCUCAGCUUGUCUGGCUGCGUGGUCACACAGGAAGGCUGUGCUUCUCUGGCCUCAGCUCUGAGCUCCAACCCCUCCCAUCUGAGAGUGCUGGACUUGAGCUACAAUCACCCAGGAGACUCUGGAGCUGCGCAGCUCUCUGCUGGACUGGAGGAUCCACGCUGGAGACUGGACACUCUCAGUGUGGAGCACGGUGGAGUGUGGAGGCUGAAACCAGCUCUAAAGAAGUAUGCCUGUGACCUCACACUGGACCCCAACACGGCCCACAGAGGACUCUCUCUGUCUGAGGACAACAGGAAGGUGACGUGGGUUGGAGAGGACCAGUCGUAUCCGGAUCACCCAGACAGAUUUGACUCCUGGCCCCAGGUGUUGGGUAGAGAGGCUCUGACUGGCCGCUGUUACUGGGAGGUAGAGUGGGAAGGAGGGGUUAGUAUAGGAGUGACAUACAGAGGAAUCACAAGGAGAGGAGGGGGUGAUGACAGCAGGCUUGGACUGAACAACAAGUCCUGGGGUCUUCAUUGUUCUGAUGGUCGUUACUCUGCCUGGUACAACGGUAGACAGACAGUCCUCCCUCUCCGCCCCGCUGGCUCCACCAGAGUAGGAGUGUAUCUGGACCGGCCUGCUGGCUCUCUGUCCUUCUACAGAGUGUCCCCAGGUGGAGGAGGGUCCUCAGACACACUGACACACCUCCUCACCUUCUGGUCCUCCUUCACCCAGGAGGACCUCCUCCCGGGGGUGGUGGUCUGGGGGGGGGGGCCGGGGAGCAGCGUCUCUGUGUCGGUUAUAGACACACACAGGACCUCCUCCCGGGGGUCCGGGUACUGGGACUGGAGGGACUGGAACUGGGGGUCCUGUGCUGGCAGCACAACACAGCAAUAA
Messenger RNA from Gadus macrocephalus (Pacific cod), 1047 nucleotides. RefSeq names its product butyrophilin subfamily 1 member A1-like. The annotation marks the transcript as partial. Gene Ontology annotation, molecular function: protein binding. The record is from RefSeq and is a predicted model, not a curated record. The transcript has 5 exons. Lineage: Eukaryota; Metazoa; Chordata; Actinopteri; Gadiformes; Gadidae.